CCGGAAGUGUGUUGGCCUCUUUGGUUGUGGGGCCGACUCUUCGAGAGCGGAUUGUUGCCGAGCAACCGAAUGACCGUUUCCUAUGCCGGAUGAGGGAGUUAGCAGUAGUCGGUAGAAUUGGUGGAUUCGCAGUCGCAUCCGAUGGAGCCUUGGUCUUCGAGGGUAGACUUUGUGUUCCGUGGGUGUGGGAACUGCGGAGAGAGAUUUUGAAGGAAGCCCAUAGUGCCCCGUACACCAUCCAUCCUGGUAGCACGAAGAUGUAUCAGGACCUGAGGAAAUCGUUCUGGUGGCGAGGCAUGAAGAGGCAGACGGCAAAGUUUGUGGAUGGGUGCCUGGUGUGUCAGCAAGUGAAGGCUGAUCGCCAGAAACCGAGAGGAUUGUUGCAGCCUCUGGAGGUUCCCCAGUGGAAGUGGGAUUGCAUCGCCAUGGAUUUCUUG
Striga hermonthica is the source of this 437-nucleotide messenger RNA. NCBI's taxonomy places the organism in Eukaryota, Viridiplantae, Streptophyta, Magnoliopsida, Lamiales, Orobanchaceae. The record is from the annotation of a GenBank genome assembly.